AAGUUCGCGAACUCCCGCACUUUCUCCACAUCGCGCCUGGAUAUCGCCACCAUACACAGCAUGCGCACGUCCUCGAGGCAUUCCACACCACGGUUGCUUCGGCUCAUCUAAGUCUUUCCACGGUAGAUUCGUCCAAGACAGGAGCUAUGUGGGUGCUUGACAGUGAUUUGUUCGAGGGCCGGUCACUUUGGUUGCGCCCUGGGAAAACCUAUCUGUUUGGUCGCACAGUCGCCGAAGCGGGGCAACUGGCCAUCUCGGACAAAACCAUCUCGAGAAAACACAUUACGAUUCAUGUCGACAAUGUACCCGAGGGGGGUGGUCGUAACCUCCGCUCGCGAUCCACCGUCACGAUUGAAGACCUCGAUUCGAAAAAGGGGACACUCCUGAACGGCGUCCAGAUCCGAGGACAAAAACAAACAUUAUCCGAAGAUGUAAACGAGGUGAAAUUGGGAAUGUGCUCAAAGCUUCUCCGCAUAGGAUGGAACCCGGUCGUCCUCAGCUUCUCCUUCACGGCAAAGGAGCUACGCGCGGACCCCUGGACAAGACUCCGCGACAGUCUGGAGCAGCUCGACAUAAAAUACUCCGCCGACUACGGGAUUGACACCACCUACGUUGUCUCCAAGAAGCGCAACACCUCAAAAGGGCUGCAGGCGCUACUAAACGGCAAAUACAUCGUUGCCGAUAGCUUCAUCAACGCGAUUGUCGACGCAGCCACCGUUCCAGAAGGUGCAGAAGAGGGCACGCCUAGUGCUUUGGAAGAGGAUGUUGAAACCGCCUGGCCGAACGCCAUCGACCAUUUGCCCCCGCGCGGCGAGGAACCCGUAGAACGGCCGUCCGAAUCAUACUCCCCCGACGAACGGCGCCAAGAAGUGUUUGAUGGAUACACGUUUGUCUUUUACGAACCAAAGCAGUACGAGAACCUGUUCCCCGCCAUUACUGCUGGGAAAGGCAAAGCUUUGCUCAAGGAGGUCAUCCCUGGGAAAACGGACAUUGACGACUUCAUCCGAUAUGUCAAGGGCGUUGCCGGCGAAAAGGGGUUGGGGUCUUUUGAGGAUGGCAGUGAGGGCAGGGGCGUGGUUGUUGUUCGAUAUACGCCGAAGACGGAAGACUAUGAAUGGUUCACCCAGUUCUUGACUUCUGUCGCUCAACGGCUAGAUCAUCGACCCAUCGACCAGCGUGAGUUUCUCGAGGCCAUCCUUGCUUGCGAUGCCUCCAUGCUCCGCCGUCCCCUGGAAGAAGCUAGCCAACCGGCGCCCGCGGGAUCAGGGGUACAAGAGCAUAAUGGUGAUGUGGAAGAUCGCAUGGAGGUUGACCAGCCUGCGGAUCAGCCGCAAUCUUCCGAGGAAGCCGCCGUGGAACAGGACCCCGCCCCGCGAAAAGCACGGGGUCGGCGGGCUGGCCGGAGUCGCUUCAAAGGUUUCGAUUUUGACGAUGCGGAGGAGCCUGUGGAAGAGACUCCUCCGGUGGAACUCCCCGGGCCGCCACAAGCGGCCGCCGCAUCUCAAGAUAGCCUGUUUGUCUCUCAACACCAGGAGGCCAGUCUCCCUGUGGAGGAAGAGCCUCCCGCUACCCGGGCCACUCGACAAACACGGCGUAAGCGUGCGCUAUCACCACUCCCGGAGCACGACGUCAGUGCGUUGAUGGAUGAGAUUGCCCCGACAGCAGCGGCAGCCAAACGCCGACGCAUCGAGUCCGGGCAAGCUGCCGUUCCUCUGUCCCCCGAGCCCGAACCGACCCCGAAGCCAGACGAGGACGUUGAGAUGAUUCCAGAGUCACCAGAGGAAAAGCCAAAGAAGGGUCAGACCGCAAGGGGCAGGGGCAAGAAGAUUAAGGAGGAAGACGGCAUCCUCGAACUCGCGCGGCGGCAACGAGAGGAGGCCGAGGCUCUAGCAGCUGCUAAACGCAAGGACCUUGAGGAGCUGCCCGACGACGGGAUCGAUUACGCAGCGAUCCGGUCGUUGCACAUCAUCGAAGAGUGCGAGGUCCGCUUCCCCGAGGCCGGCACGAGCGGGCGCACUCGAGACCAGGACAUUGUUGACGGCCGGUGGGACCCGCGGUGGAACGGACGCAAGAAUUUCAAGCGGUUCCGCAAGCAGGGCGAGGCCGGUGGGCGCCAGGCGCCGCGCAUCAUCAUCUCGCUGGAGGAAGUCAAACCCAAGGAGUACGGCAUCGGCGACGAUUACUGGCUGGAGGACGAGGAGGGCGGGCGGCGCAGGAAGGAUAGCCAGCGCGAGUCGCAGACCCAGACCCAGACCCAGCAGCCGCCGCCGUCGCACGGCCAGUCUGAUAGCCUGGCCAAGGGCAAGGAAAAGGAGGUGGUGAAGCCGAGGCCUGCUGUGCGGCGGACCGUCGUGGCCAUCGACAGCAGCGACGAGGAGGAGCCUAGCGAGCUCAGUGUGGUGGUACCGCCGCCGGAGGAGAGUUUUGUGCCGGAGUCGGAACCGUCUAGGAGCCGGGCGGCCAAGGCGGCGGAGAAGGCGAACUCGCAGCGUGGCCGGUCGCAGACACAAACGCAGACGCAGUCCCAGAGCCAGGUGGCGUCGUCGUCGUCCAACAAACGGUCUGCGCCGGCGGACUCGAAUAAGGAUCGGGCAGCUAAGAAGCCGCGGAGGGGGUUCAAGCCGCCGAGCGAUGAUGAUAGCGAUGACAGUGACGAUGAGCUCAAGUUCCGGUUUGGGAGGCGGAGGUAGUGCUGGUGAGGAGGAUGCUUUUGCUUUCCACCUGCGAUUGCUCAGAGAUUGUGCAGUUAAUAUAAGA
Molecule: messenger RNA, 2757 nt
Organism: Chaetomium fimeti
Lineage: Eukaryota; Fungi; Ascomycota; Sordariomycetes; Sordariales; Chaetomiaceae
Exons: 5
Coding region: 147-2690 (847 amino acids)
Biological process (GO): double-strand break repair via homologous recombination; mitotic G2 DNA damage checkpoint signaling
Cellular component (GO): Mre11 complex
Molecular function (GO): protein binding; damaged DNA binding
Source: RefSeq, a predicted model, not a curated record